GCAUAAGGUGCUAAAAGGGAGGCUGACAGAGCAGGGCAGGUGAUACUGGAAAGCGGACACAGGAAGGAGGACCCAGAGCUGAUACAGGAAGCUAUCACAAACACAGCCUCUGAGCACACACCCACUUACAAACAUAUACACACACACACACACACACACACACACACACACCUGUUACUCCAGCAGAGUAUUCAUUCAGACCGGUACAGAGAAGGACCUUGGCCUGAGCAAAGGCACAAUUAAAACUCCAAACUCCCCGCCGGCAUCCCAGAAGUCAGUUGACUUUGACUCCAGAAAAAUGCAUUUUGGAGUGGAAAGGGAGUAAGCUGAGCCCAGAGAGAUAGAGAGGAUCAUCUGACAUCUUCUUCAGUUAACAGAUAAAUCAGAAGUUAAGGACAGACCAAGAAGCGGAAAGGAAAGGGCAUACGAGUCCAAAGAACAUUCGACAAAGGAGAGGGUAGGCUUAUAUUUCCGAAGAUGGAACAGUCUCCGCAGUUUUGGCACAUGCAGGUCGUCCCCCAGGACACUGCUGGAGAGCCAAAAAACAAGGUGUCAGUCGUGAGCCAGCCUGAGUGCUCCAUCUGCUACAACACCUACGACAAUGUCUUCAAAACCCCCAAGCUGCUGGAGUGCACCCACACCUUCUGCCUGGAGUGCCUCUCCCGCCUCAUGGCAGUCUCGGUGGCUGACCAGGACACUGACGGCGCCAGCACUCGCCUCUCUUGCCCCUUCUGCCGUCACCCCACCACGCUGCCUGAGGAGGGACCCCCGGCCCUGACAACCAGCCGCGAGGUCCUCUGCAAGCUGCCCAGCCACCAGCAGCAGGAGCAGCCAGUGUGGCUGGAGGGGGAGAAGCUGUGCUACAAAAGCCUCAAGCACAACACCGGUGCAGGGGCACGUGAUAGUCCCACGGCCUUCUGCGUCUGCAUUGACAUUGGGGCCAGCAAGACAGUGGAUGCUCCGAUCCAGGCGCAGCCCCAGACUUUUAGCCUGAUGGGCCGGCUGGCAGACUGGAAGAGGCUGGUGCUUUUCAUCAUGCUCAUGCUGCUGCUUGUUGUAGUUGUGUUGUGGCCAUUGCAGUGUAUGUUCAGCACUGGGAACAUGCGCUGUGAACGUGUGAAACAACCCGUCAACCCCACCGCCACAACAACAGCUACCACUACUUUCAGCCGGUUCCCAGGCUCCCAGGCCGGCCAGAGAUAACUUAUAGACUGGACAUCACUGUUACUGUACAUAAUCUUGUAUAAUGGCACAUUUGACAUCAACAUUUUUGUGCAUAGUUGCACUUUUGUUUAGUGUACAAUGUUAUUGCCACCCACAACUGUCAACACCUCAGGCUUUUUAGAUGUCUGACUUUUGUGCCCCUAAGUGUUUUUUUACUGGAAUUGUGUGUUAUUGUGUCAUAUGCCAUCAGACUCACUGUUAACUGCCCAGGAGUGGUGGGACAUGAACUCUGACAGGCACCUUCCCUCAAAUCAUAUUCAGUGUCACAAAACAUUCACAGAAUCCACAUGUCUUCCCUUUAAAUCAACACCUGCAGUUUGAAAUUAGAUUAGAGUUUUUGGUCUAACUGGUUUGAUGGAAUUUGUCAUAUUCUGACAAUUGGAUUUGGAUUUGUCAACAUUUAGCAUUGACGUAAAAACUUGUGUAUCUAAGCCAAACAGUGAUAUUUAAAAUGCUUAUGUUAACUAAAAGAAUACAACAAAUAGUAAAUUAUGUACUUUUGUACUACAAACUCAAACUUAAUAUAUUGUACAUUUGAUUUGUAUGUUUUGAUAUGUCUUUGUUUACAGAACUACAAUAAAAAGUGAGGUAAGAUAA
Sander lucioperca (pikeperch) is the source of this 1821-nucleotide messenger RNA. Its product is annotated as RING finger protein 223. Bases 478 to 1203 code for a protein of 241 amino acids. Lineage: Eukaryota; Metazoa; Chordata; Actinopteri; Perciformes; Percidae. The transcript is spliced from 3 exons. Gene Ontology annotation, biological process: protein ubiquitination. Gene Ontology annotation, molecular function: ubiquitin protein ligase activity. The record is from RefSeq and is a predicted model, not a curated record.